AUGGUGGUGAAGGACUCACAGCCUUUUUCCAUCGUUGAGGACGGUGGAUUCAAGGCAUUUGUGGCAUUGCUGGAUCCAACCUACACCAUGCCAUCCAGAAAGGCUGUGAAGAACAUGGUUUUCCGGAAGUACGAGGAGGAGAAGACCAAGGCCAAAGCUGCCAUGCAGAAGGUACAGGCUGUGAGUCUGACUUCAGACAUGUGGACCUCCAUUAAUAUGGAGGCAUACCUAGCAGUCACCUGCCAUUAUGUCGAUGACACUUCGAAGCUGGCCACAGUGCUUUUGGGAGUGCUGCCUUUCCCCGAGACUCAUACGGCUGUGAACAUUUCUGCAGCAAUGAGGUCUCUCAUGGAGGAAUGGGACAUUGAGAAACAGACAGGGGGGAGUCCGCUCCCCUGCUCUCCACCGAAAGGCGGUCGAGCUCUGGCUUUGGGCUCAUCAGUAUCUCCGCAGUCUGAGAGCCCUGCAUAUCGCGGGCGCCCAGAACUUUGGGGCGGACCUCAUGUCUCGAGGCGGUCCCCGCCGAGACGAGUGGCGGUUACAUCCCGACAUUGUCAGACUGAUCUGGCAGAGGUUCGGGACAGUGCAGGUGGACCUCUUCGCGUCCCGGGAGAACACGCACUGCAGGUGGUGGUUCUCCCUCAGCCCUCGGGAUCUUCCCCCGUUGGGGGUAGAUGCGUUGGCACACACACCUUGGCCGCGGGCUCUCUUGUAUGCGUUUCCCCCGCUCCAGCUGAUCCUUCCUCUUCUGGAACGGGUCAGACAGGAGAGACUGUCCCUGAUAUUAGUGGCCCCGGAGAACCGUUCAGCUCUGUGGUUUCCAGAGCUGGCCGUGCUCUCGCGGUCGGCGCCUUGGCCAGUACCAUUCAGGCCGGAUGCGCUUUCACAGGCCCACGGGACGGUGCACCACCCGCCCGAUGUCUCGGGACGGCUGUUGGUUUGGCUCCUGAGAGGUUGAUCCUGCAGGGCAAAGGUUUGCCUGAGACGGUUAUCAACACUAUUCAGAGUGCUCGUGCGCCUUCUACUUCUUCCCUCUAUGCGGCGAAGUGGUGCGCCUUCUCUAAUUGGUGUGAGACGAACCACGCUGUCCCAUCUCAAUGCGAGGUGGGAAGCGUGCUUUCGUUUCUGCAAAACUUAUUGGAAAAAGGUUUGGCCUUCUCCACUAUCAAGGUCUAUGCGGCAGCCGUUUCGGCUGGCCAUGCAGGCUGUGAUGGUGGACCGAUCUUCAGCCAUCCACUGGUCAAGAGAUUCUUGCGUGGGGCUAGACGGGUUAGGCCUGUUUCACGCGUGCUUACACCACGCUGGGAUCUCCCCACCGUGUUGCGCGGAUUGUCCAGGGAUCCUUUCGAGCCUCUCUCUCAGGCCCCUUUGGAUGCCCUGUCAUUUAAGACGGCGCUCUUGUUGGCCUUGGUUUCUGCCAAGCGGGCCGGUGAGCUAACCGCUCUGUCUGUCAGCCCGAGUUGCUUGUUGCUAAACGAGGACAGCUCCUUCGCGUUGCUCAGACCUAAUCCUGCGUUCCUCCCGAAGAACAUUAAUAGUUAUUUUCGGUCGAGGGAUAUUGUGCUUAAGGCUUUUCACCCCCCGCCUCAUUCUAGUGAGGCGGAGGCGGAGUUGCAUCUCCUGUGCCCGGUUCGGGCGUUGGCUAUGUACGUGAAUCGCUCGGCAGCGUUCCGCUCCACACAACAGUUGUUUGUGUGUUAUAGCGACGCUAGCAGGGGCCGCGCUCUCUCUAAGCAGCGGUUUUCUCGCUGGGUAUGUGAGGGUGUUCGCCUAGCCUACUCUCGGCAGGGCUUGGCGCCACCGUUGGGCGUUAAAGCUCACUCCACACGGAGCGUGGCCGCUUCAACGGCUCUACUCAAGGGCGUUUCGGUGGAAGACAUCUGCGCGGCUGCGUCUUGGUCUUCCCCCGGCCCCUUUGUCCGUUUUUACAUGUUAGACAUGUCCAGGGGCUCACUCGGCAACUCUGUGCUAGAGUCCGGGACCCCUUUUACGGCUUAAGAAUAUAGACAUGUUCUUUAAAGCGUCGUGGUUGGAUUUCCUCUCGCCGGCUGGCGAGUUGGACUUGAUUACCAGUCUUACUCUCCCACCUUUUUUCAAAUGAAAAACAGGCUAGGGGGUUUUCUAUUGGCUCGCCAAUUGUCUGGUGGUUUUGUU
Molecule: messenger RNA, 2154 nt
Organism: Gadus macrocephalus (Pacific cod)
Lineage: Eukaryota; Metazoa; Chordata; Actinopteri; Gadiformes; Gadidae
Exons: 2
Coding region: 1-1998 (665 amino acids)
Biological process (GO): DNA recombination; DNA integration
Molecular function (GO): DNA binding
Source: RefSeq, a predicted model, not a curated record